This is a messenger RNA of Acanthopagrus latus (yellowfin seabream), 5132 nucleotides long. It is a transcript of the gene loxl4, whose product is annotated as lysyl oxidase-like 4. The transcript has 15 exons. Lineage: Eukaryota; Metazoa; Chordata; Actinopteri; Spariformes; Sparidae. Gene Ontology annotation, molecular function: copper ion binding; protein-lysine 6-oxidase activity. Gene Ontology annotation, biological process: peptidyl-lysine oxidation. Gene Ontology annotation, cellular component: membrane. Bases 97 to 2535 code for a protein of 812 amino acids. The record is from RefSeq and is a predicted model, not a curated record.
AGUCAUACUCCUUCACUCAGUCACUCUCCCCUCGCCAGUGACGUCCACCACUGCAAACAUUUGCUGCCUGCCAGACCCCCCUUCCUCUCAGUCACGAUGACCCGCACCCUCUGCUUGAGCCUCCCGCUGCUGCUGCUGCUGCUGCUGCUGCUGCUGUCCCUCUCCUGUCCCGCUCGAGCCGAGCCGAGGCGGACUACCGCGGCCGCCCAGCGCAGGGCGCCCCGCGCGCCGGCCGCCAAGGUGCGCUUGGCGGGCAACUAUCAGCGAGAAGCGCACGAGGGGCGCGUGGAGGUGCUGCACAACAACACGUGGGGCACCGUGUGCGACGACGAGGUGGACAUCAAGCUGGCCAACGUCGUGUGCCGAGAGCUGGGCUACCAGAGCGGCAUCACGUGGGCUCACAGUGCCAAGUACGGCGAAGGAGCGGGCCCAAUAUGGAUGGACAAUGUACGCUGUGACGGCUCAGAGAAGUCCCUGAAGGACUGCAAACACAACGGUUGGGGGGUGAAUGACUGUAAACACUCUGAAGACUUGGGGGUGGUGUGCAGCACUGAGCGCAGGCUGGAUCAAACAGCCAGCAGAGGCCACACCACCAUCGCCAGGCCCAACGGCAGCCCCGCACCUCAGUGGCAGGGACUAGUGGCCUCCCGUGGGCGUCAAGGAUAUGGCUAUUAUGGAAAUGGACACCCUCAUGAGAUCCCCAGAUUCCAAAGACACUACCCGAAUAACAGGAAGGUGCAAAUCGAAGAGGUCCGUCUUCGCCCCAUCCUCAUGGCUUCCAAGAAGAAGAGCCUGGUCACAGAGGGUGUAGUGGAAGUGAAGCAUGCUGGGAGAUGGAGGCAGGUGUGUGACAUGGGUUGGAGUCUCAACAGCAGCCGGGUUGUGUGCGGGAUGCUCGGCUUUCCAGAGGCAACUAAGCACAAUGUCAAAACAUACAAGAAAAUAUGGGACACCAAGGUUGCAGAUCCUUCGACAAGGUUGAGCCUCAUGGCAAAGAAGAAGGGAUUCUGGGUAGAAAAAAUUCACUGUCUUGGAACUGAGAACACCCUGUCAGAGUGCCUUGCUCAGCUGUCGAUCCCCCGUAGUCCCACCCCUUGUAAGAACGGGAGACAUGCAGUGGUCAAGUGCAUACCAGGACCUCAGUUUGCUCGCAUCUCCUCAGGAAGACCCCAGGCCCCAUAUCCAGUUGUGCCUGUGCGACUGAAGGCUGGCCCCAGGCUGGGAGAGGGUCGCGUGGAGGUGCUCCGAGACGGUAAAUGGGGGACCAUAGUGGACCACAUGUGGCAAAGAACUGCGGCCAGCGUGGUCUGCAGAGAACUGGGUUUCGGUACCGCCAAGGAUGCCCUUGCUGGAGCCUUUAUGGGUCAAGGCACGGGGCCUAUCCACAUGAACAGUGUCCAGUGUAUGGGCUCAGAGCGCUCCAUCCUGGACUGCUACUUCCAGGAAGUUCAACCAUGGACAUUUAAACACACCCAGGAUGCCUCCGUGCGCUGUAACGUUCCUAAGACUGGCAUAGAGAAAACGGUGAGGCUUGCUGGUGGUAGAGUCCCAUCAGAAGGCCGUGUGGAGGUGUUGAUGGAGGUUGGUGGACGCAAGCGAUGGGGCGCCGUCUGUAGUGAGAACUGGGGCAUCAACGAGGCCAUGGUGGUAUGCAGACAGCUCGGCCUGGGCUUCGCUGCCAGCGCUCAUCAGGAGACUUGGUACUGGUCUGGUGACCCAAAUGCAGCUGAAGUGAUUCUCAGCGGCACUCACUGCGUGGGCACAGAGCUUUCGGUUCAACAGUGUCGUCGCAACAACCAUGUCCAUUGUCCUCGAGGAGGAGGAAAUAAGGCUGCUGGUGUCAGCUGCUCAGAAACGGCACCUGACCUUGUUUUGGAUGCACAGCUGGUCCAGGAGACAGCCUACCUGGAAGACCGACCCCUGCACCUGCUGACCUGUGCCAAUGAGGAGAAUUGUCUGUCCUCGUCCGCUGCCAGGAUGAACUGGCCUUACGGCCACCGCCGGCUGCUGCGCUUCUCCUCCCGCAUCAUGAACAUGGGCCGGUCCGAUUUCAGACCCAAAGCAACAAAAGAGAGCUGGACGUGGCACCAGUGUCACAGGCACUAUCACAGCAUCGAGGUGUUCACACAUUAUGACCUGCUGACUCUGAAUGGCACAAGGAUUGCAGAGGGACACAAGGCCAGUUUCUGUCUGGAGGACACGUACUGCCCCGAUGGACUCCAGAAGCGCUUCUCCUGCUAUAACAUGGGUGAUCAGGGUAUCUCCGUGGGCUGCUGGGAUACGUAUCGCCACGAUAUCGACUGUCAGUGGGUUGAUGUGACGGAUGUGCGCCCAGGAGACUACAUCUUCCAGGUGGAAGUCAACCCCUCGAUGGACAUGGCGGAGUCUGACUUUAUGAACAAUGUCAUGAGAUGUCGGUGCAAAUACGACGGCAGCAGAGUGUACAUGUAUGGAUGUCAUGCAGGUGAUGCAUACAGCGCAGAGACUGAAGACCUGUUCGAACACCAGAGGCAAAUCACCAACAACUUUAUCUAGCCCAACCCAGCGCCCAGUACGAAGGCCUUCCAGUGGGGCCCAGAGACUACUCAGGGUGGGUUGAGGUCGAUGGCCCCUGGCCCUUGGGACCUUAGGACCCACAAUAACAGAGAACACACAAAAUGGCGCCUGUUCAUCUUCUUGACAGAUGUGGAUAAAACACUCACAGCAGCGACCAUUACAGAGACUCCACUGACAGACAAGAGUGGAACAGGUGCCAGUCGGCUCAACAUGUUUUUUUACUCUAGUUAAGUAAGAAGAUAUUGGAUAUUAAUUCAAACUAUACUGAGUUUUGUGAAUGUGGAUGACUAGUAACUUAAGUUGGUUAUUCAAAACGUAUACACACGAAUGACCUUAUUGUCCCUAUAACUUAUCCGUCACCAAGACAAGAGGGAAGCCGAUGCUUUUGGGAAAUCUUAUCCCUAAGUUAGGAGAUGAAAAAAGAAAAAAGAAUUUGAUUUCUUGCAAAAAGUACUUUACUGUUGCAUUACUUCAAUAUUGGUGCUCUUUAACAAAACUGUAUCUUGUUAUAUUGACCUCACUAUGUUUCAGGCAAACAGUGUUCUACACUGCAUUUUUGGUAGUUUAACAUCACAUUUAAUUAGCUACUAUUGCUUUGGUUUUAAUAAAAAUCGUUGUUUUAUAAAGGUUUAGUCAUGCUACAAAGUUUUGCCUCUCAUCUAGAGUAGGUAAGAAGAGGUCAAAUCAUUUCUAUGGAACAAAGCACUUUAUCUUUUAAACAUCAGUAUUCUAGUUUGGCCCCCGUACUUUUUGAACUAGCCACCAAAUUGACUUAUUUGCAUUUGUUUUCUAAAAAUUACUAUCUCGUGUUUUACACUUCAGAAAGUGAAAUAUAAGGUUUGUGUUUACUUUUCAUAUACAAUGUACUAUUUAUGCUGUAACUUUAUUUAUUCAUGGACUUCACACAUACACAGCAUGCUCAGUUUGUUAGCUAGUGCUUCAUUAACAAUAUGGAAUAUUUUGUUUUUCUGACAUAAUUAACGAGGGAGGAAAAAACGAUCCCAUGCAGUAGUUGCAUGACACAGUAUGAGACCUUCCCAUGAUGCAGAUGAAUAAUUGUUGAUUCAUUUUACUUUAGUUAUUAAAACAACUGUAACUGUACAGUUUCACUCUUCCAGUCACUCUGAUGGGAGGGAGAACCAGUCCGACAAAACCGCAGUAGUGUGGUAGGCAGGCAGGCAAGCAGGCUGGGUUUUGAGAGCAUAUAAAAAGCCUUUUAAUUACGUAUGUUUGGGUUAGACUUAAGGUUAUGGUUAAGGUUAAAGCUAUAGCAUGUGCUUUAAAGAGACACUAUGGAAUUGUUACUUAUGGAAGGAGCGAGAAUCUCGACCUACCACCUUACGCAAUGUACAAGAGAGAUUCUGAGUAUCUGAGAGAUUUGAUCAGGGAGAUUGAAAGAUUGAAAGAAAGACUGAGAAAGUAAAAUAGAGAGAGAGAGAGAGAGAGAGAGAGAGAGAGAGAAAGAGUGAGAGAGAGAGAGAGAAAGAGAGAGAGGUAAGACAUUUUCUAGACAGACUUAUGCAGACAUACAAUUUUUACUACCAGAUCUGCCUUUUUGUAGGCAGCCAUACAGAGACCGCAAGCUGGCAUUUUCAGCUCCCCAACGAGAACAACAUGUUUGGCUGAGAGAGAAAAAUAAACUCCUCAAUUCAUGCUUCCACUCAGUAAACAGUGGCCUUAUUUGUACCAAAGCCGGGCCUGCUGAAACAUAAUGCGUCUCUCUACACUCUCUUUGCUAAUGUUUUAGCUCCUCACCAAACAGUGAUGCCUCCAAAUCCAUUCAUUACAUUACUUUACAACGUGGAACUUGUGUUACAACCGUGUUGUUGUACCCCAUUAAUGUGUUUCAUGUGUUUUGCUUAUGGUCUGAGUGGUUAAACCUAAGAUGGGUUUUCUAAUGGACAAAUUGUGGAAAGGACACGUCACUCAUUAAGAGACAAUUGUCGACUUGGUUGAUGUCUUCAGCAGACUGUCUUCCUCCUCACUGGGCCUUCGUGAAUUCAACUCAGCAGAGAAGGCUGAGGAAGAAUUUGUGGAUCGGUAGAAUAAUCUUUCAUAAUCAGGGUCAGCCAUUUUAUUACAAACUGUUGGAGAUGCAACUGUUAGAAGAUAGAGCUGAGAGUCUCAAAUGAGUGUUUGCUGAUAUGCUUUUCUGUUGUUUUGUGCUUGUGUACAGUUGCUCUUGACAUAUAAACAUGGUCCGCUCUGUGUGUUAUUUAAAAUUAUAUAUCAACCCAUAGCUCAAGGUGGUUCACAUUCACCACUCUCGUCACAUUACUGUAUUUGUGACCCAUGCUGUAUGCAGACUGGGACAUUUUUUUUAUUUUCAUGGCCAGUCAUGUUUCUAUUUUGUCUUUAAAGCUGAGAGUGUGAGCUACAUGGUGCUUAUCUACGGUCACAUUCAUAGAAAAGCUGUGCUCUCAGGGACUUUGAACUCAUCUAAAGAGUAAAAGAAAAAUAACAUGUCGUUUUGAUGUGAUUUAGCUUGCUUUUAGCUGUGAUGCAUACAUGAUGACACCAAAUGAACUGGAGCUGUUUUUUGUUUUUUUUUUCGUUUUUCAGCGCUCUUACGAACA